Molecule: messenger RNA, 4480 nt
Organism: Phoenix dactylifera (date palm)
Lineage: Eukaryota; Viridiplantae; Streptophyta; Magnoliopsida; Arecales; Arecaceae
Product: pumilio homolog 1-like
Biological process (GO): post-transcriptional regulation of gene expression
Cellular component (GO): cytoplasm
Molecular function (GO): mRNA binding
Source: RefSeq, a predicted model, not a curated record
AGCCGUUUUUCUUCUCCUGCCCCUUCCUUCUUUGCGCCAAACGCCUUCUCAUGUAUCUAUCUGCCCUUCUCCAAGCCUGCUCCCAUCUCUUUGGUUUCAGAAACCCUAGAUCCUAUCUUUCUCUCUCCCUCGCGGCGAUCCGAGAUCGGAAAAGUUUAGAUCUUUAGGUUCUUCUGUUUCUUGAAUUCACCCUUGACUCAGCCCGGAUCGAUCAAAAAUCCCGAUUUCUUGAUUGUUCUUCCGUUGUUUUUUUAAUAAGAAAGGCUCCAUCUUUCGAUCCAAACUAAAGAAGGCGUUGUAGGUGCCAUAUCCGACCGAUCGGAUGAGGAGACUCUCGUAAAGGGUGUUGAGGAUGGUAACGGGGAGUUCCGUCAAGAUGGCGCCAGUAACCCUAACGAAUGGGAAUUUCGACGAUUUCGAGAAGGAUCUCGAGGCUUUGCUUCGUGAGCAGCAGCAGCAGGGAAGAGCUGAUUUCGAUCUGGAGCGGGAUGAGAUCAAUAUCUUCCGGAGUGGCAGCGCUCCUCCGACUGUGGAGGGAUCAAGAACCGCUUUUGGGAGCAUGUUCGGCCCCUCCGAACUUGCCAAGGCCCGUCUCUUUGAUGACGGGGAUGGCGGAGAUGUGCUGUCUGAGGAAGAGAUCCGAUCGCAUCCUUCCUAUUUAUCCUACUAUUACUCCAAUGAGAAUUUGAAUCCCAGGCUUCCUCCUCCCGUGGUAUCGAAGGAGGACUGGCGUGCGGCACAGAGGUUCCGUGCUGGUUUUGGAGGGAUUGGAGAUAUGAGGAGGAAGGAAUCGGGGGAUGGUCAUGGGAGCAGCAGCUCUCUCUUUUCUUUGCAGCCGGGACUCCCCAUGCGUGAUGCGGAACGGGAGAUGGUCGAGCCAAGCAGAGGGGUGCCGCAGAAGCUGUCCCAGCAGCAGUCAGCGGAGUGGCUCGACCGGAGCACUGAUGGGCUUAUUGGGUUGCCAGGCGUUGGGUUAGGCACAAGGAGAAAGAGCUUUGCAGAUGCCUUGCAGGAAGAACCUGGCCACCAUACUUCUCUGUCUCCACAUAUUUCACGCCCAGUUAGUCGUAAUGCUUUUGACAAUGCUGAUCCAGUAGGAGUUCCUGAUUUGCAUCUAACGCAACUUCGUAAUGCGGCAGACACUAUUGAUGGCUGGCAAUCUGGAGCAACUUCCUCUGGUCUUGUUAGGGUCCAAAGCCUUGGUUCAUCAAUUUCUCAUUCGUUUGCAUCUGCUGUUGGAUCUUCUCUAUCUAGAAGUACAACACCUGAUCCUCAAUUAAUUCAGAGGGCCCCAAGCCCCAUAGUUCCUCCUGGGGGAGCAAGGUAUAGGGAUAGUGAUACAAAGCCCGUAGUUGGAUCAAAUGGCUUAGGUGGUGUUUCCUCUUGUUUGGCUGAUUGUGGUGAUUUGACAGAUGCUAUGUCUAAUUUAAGCCUAUCCAAGAACCAAAUAACAGAUGGAGAAAGUCAUGUUCACGGACUGCUUCAUCAAGAGUUUGCCGAUCAAUCUGAAUUGCUGUUCAAUAUGCCUAGUGAUCAUAGACAAUAUUUGCAGCAGAAAAUCACAAAUAAGUCUGAGGCAGAGUUACUAAAAACUCCAUCUAUUCCUUUUUUGGCAUACAAUGAUCUUUCCAAGAAAAAUGGUAAUGUAACAGAUCUGAAUUCAUGCAAAUUAAGUUCAAAUGGGCAAAUCAACUUGCCAAAGCAAUCACCAUAUCCAAAUAUUUAUAAGAAAGUAGCUUCUAUGGGUUCAACCAGUUCCACAGGUUCUAAUAAUCCAUAUCAGAACUCUAAUAUGACAAAUGUUGACUUCAUUGGAUCUAAUUCAAAAGCUUAUUCUGUCAGUCAUGGGACACCAACAAUGUUGAACAGUCAUCUUGACGCAGGUGUAACAGUAGCAGGAACUGCAGAAGGACCAUAUCUGAAUAUGAAUGGAAACCAAGUGGGAUCUGGUUUCCAGUUACCAAUUAUGGACCCCCUAUAUGCACAGUAUUUACAUAACACUUCUAAUGCUGCCAUACAUGCUGCUUCCUCAGGGAGGAACUAUCUUGGUACUUCACAUAUGGAUUUGUCUGAGUAUCAAAGAGCAUAUCUUGGAGCAUUGCUUGCCCAGCAGAAAUUGCAGUAUGGCAUGCCAUUCCUCGGGAAAUCUGGUAGCUUAAAUCAUGGCUUCGUUGGUGGUCAUGCUGUUGGUCUUGGCAUGCCAUAUCCGGCAAGUCCGCUAUCUAGUUCUGUUCUCUCUUCUUUGGGCUCUGGGAAUCCUGCAAUGCAAAAUGAGCAUUUGUCACGUUCCCCCUCCUUCAUGCGAAGUGCUGCUGUUGGAUCCAUGGGAUCAUGGAACCGAGAAGACGGAGUUAUGGAAGAGAAUUAUGCAUCAUCGUUGUUGGAAGAAUUAAAAAACAACAAAACUAGGUCAUUUGAACUCUCAGAUAUUGUAGGUCAUGUAGUUGAAUUCAGUGCGGAUCAGUAUGGAAGUCGUUUUAUUCAACAGAAACUUGAAACUGCGUUGGUCGAAGAGAAGAAUAAAAUUUUUCCUGAGAUACUUCCUCAAGCUCGUGCUUUGAUGACUGAUGUUUUUGGAAAUUAUGUUAUACAGAAAUUCUUUGAACAUGGUACUGAAAUCCAGAGAAAGCAGCUAGCAAGUCAAGUCAAGGGUCAUGUUUUGCCUCUCACUCUUCAAAUGUAUGGUUGUAGAGUAAUUCAGAAGGCAUUAGAAGUCGUUGAUGCAGAUCAGCAGACUCAAAUGGUGUUAGAGCUUGAUGGAUCAAUCAUGAAAUGUGUUCGAGAUCAGAAUGGUAACCAUGUAAUCCAAAAAUGCAUCGAACGCAUUCCCCAAGAAAGAAUCCAGUUUAUUAUAUCAUCGUUCUAUGGACAUGUUGUUGCACUCUCCAGCCAUCCAUAUGGUUGCCGGGUCAUUCAGAGGGUCCUUGAGCACUGUGAUGAUCCGAAAACACAAAGCAUUAUGAUGGAUGAGAUCCUCCAAUCUGUGUGUUCUUUAGCACAAGACCAAUAUGGAAAUUAUGUCAUUCAACAUGUUCUGCAACAUGGUAAACCAGAAGAACGAUCUACUAUAAUUAGCAAGCUUACUGGGCAGAUAGUAAAGAUGAGCCAGCAGAAAUUUGCUUCCAAUGUUGUUGAAAAGUGCUUGACAUAUGGGAGUCCGGAGGAACGCCAACUCCUAAUAAAUGAGAUGCUUGGUUCAACUGAUGAAAAUGAACCCUUACAGUUGUGCUUUGAUCGAAGUUGGUGUCACAAGACCAUGGUUUGGAGUAUUUUGUAAUGUCAACUUGUCUUUGACUCACCCACCCCACAGAAGUCCAUAUCUUGGGACCACAUUUAUGCAUAGUCCUGGUAUGAGCUAACACUGUCAUCUUUUUUCAUCAUAUGCUGAUUGUUACAUAGUGCUAUGGUAUCGACAUAGCUAGUGUUAAUUAAAUGAAAGUUUGUGAUGCGUGAUAUUCUUGUAAAACUUGUUAUCUUUCACAAACAAUUCUUCAGCUAUUUGGAGCUACCGGUGUGUGCAUGUGCUUAUGUGUGCACGUGCAUGUGAUAUUUGAUCAGCAACAACAUGCAUAUCUGAGGGAAUUUGAUAGAGUUUUUCAUAUGUACCUUUUUUGUGGAAACCAGCUAUGUUUGCUAGCAGUAGCAGCCACCUGGGAGACUUUCUAGUUCAUCAUGUAUAUAAGGGCCAAACUUUUCAUUUCAAAGGUGGUUUUUAUAUUCAGAAAGUUAGUUUGACUGAUAAUCUACUAUUUUCUAGAUAUAUCUAGCUUAUCAUAGGUUUAGGUUUCCUAAUAUGCCUUUUACAAUCUUGUAUUUAUUUUCACAUCAAAGUCUAAUAAUGCUCAACAUUACCAUGUUACAGUAAGUUGUGCAUGUUUUGCAGAAAAAAUGUACUUUACUUAAACCUUGACUAGGCUUGCCUUACUUCGCAAUUUAGCACCAUGAGUACCUUCUGGUUGAAUGAUGGUGAAAACCCUAAAGGACAAGCCCCCUACACUCAUGCUGAUUCAACUAAGCAAUGGAGCAACUAAGCGAUGGAUAUCUCAACCUUGACUUGCCUGGAGUUACGUGACAAUUUCUCCAUAUCAUUGGACCGUACACUUCUAAUUGAAAGAUAGGAAAAAACCUAAAGCAUGUCUACCCAAGAUUCAAAGCAGUGCAGUACGCAAUGAUGAAGGGGCAACAACAGUGCAUUAGAACUCAAAGCUCCACCAGCAAAUCAUUUAGUGGAAUAUUCUCACCAUUGUAAUGAUAUCAAGAUCUCGACAGUUAAGCUUGAAAAAUAUAGGACAUUUUAGCUGGCUGCAAGCUAACUAGCUGUAUCAAGAUAUCAACACCUUACUUCACAUAAUGGGUUUGUUGAUAGAGAAGGGGGAAGUUACAUUGGGUUUUUAUUCACGCCCCUGCAGUAAAAGCUCAAUUUUGUUGUAUCCAAUUGCACAAAUCAAGGACUUGCACCUGUGGCUAAAGAAGUUGCAUA